UAUACAUCCAUUACGCAAUUUAACAUUUUUUAAAAUGCAGUCAAACGAUAAUGAAAACCAACUUGCCGACCUCCAAGAACUGGCAACAAGACUCACGCAUAGUUAUGAUGCCAGAGCUGGAGCAGCACAGGAAGUUCCUAUUGUGAUGGUGCCAGGAUUUUCGGGAUGGGGAAGUCCUCUCUUUGGCGCUGUCAAUUACUGGGGUGGGAUUGAGAAUAUUCCCCAGGAGCUUGCAAAAGCUGGUUACACGGUGAUUGUGACUCCAAUAGCUCCCAUCUCAUCUAAUUGGGAACGCGCGUGUGAGCUUUAUGCACAGCUUACAUCUGGAAGGCAUGUAUGCAGGAUAAAAUUUCGACCAGAGAUUCUAACAGGAUGCAGAUUCUCCUGGUAUGACGUCGGAAAAGGAACAUUUGGAGAUGACAAGCUAAGCAAUGACAAGCUAAGCAACUUCAGCUGGAUAUGGCAGUACCUUUUUAGAAGAGACACAUCGCGCCAGGGUAUUGAUGUCGACUAUGGUGAUAUAUUUCCAGAAAGAUAUGGAUAUGAACGGUAUACUACAAAGCGAAAACUCCCGAUUAUAUUCACGCGUGAUCGCAAAAGAUGGACCAACUGGGUCUGGAGUAAGGACAAGCCAGUUCACUUUAUUUGUCAUUCACAAGGAGGAAAUACUGUUCGAUAUUUGCUCCAUCUUAUGGAAAAUGGCUCGAGGAAUUUGACAAACGACCCCUCGGGUAGUCCUCCGGCGCACUCGAAAUAUUUCGAACACCCAGGACGCAGCAACUGGGCAAUUUCGGUUUCAACUAUUGGGACACCUCAUAGGGGUACCACAGUUGUCAAUGCCAUCGAGAAAUAUUUCGAAGAAAUGGAUAUUGAGCAGAAGACUAGACUUAUUGGCCGCCUGUUUGCAACUCUUUCUUUCAGCGAACCUGAAAAUAGGUUUUAUGAUCUUCAACUUGAUCAUUGGGGCCUUAGAAAAGUCAGAAAUCCAGCCGGAGAGGAAUCUUUCCAAGAGAUGCGAACAAGAUUGGAAUCUCAUAUACAUGGUGCUCAACCCGGACCAGUGCGUCGAUGGCUCGAUUCAAACCACAAUGGACUUUAUGAUAAUAGCAUUGCUGGAGUCGAUGAUUUGAACAACAAAACCACUCCUACCUUCGACAAUAUAUACUACUUCAGCCUGUCCUUCACCUGUGUGCAGCAAUUUCCGGCCAACUGGCCACAAUGGACGUUACACGCGCUGAGUGAGUUUCCUCUGGCUAUUCAUGACUUUUUCAAGGGAGUAAAUCUCCCAUUUGUCCAGGACGCGGCUCAAUUUGUGCGUAAUUUUGUUACCCAGAGUGGAUACGAGUUUGUGGCUACGCAAACUUCCUUCACCGAUGUUUUUGUUUGGGCUUUGAACUAUCUCGUCAAUCCUUUCCUCAGGGACAAUGGUUACCAAAUCAAAUUACCUGGACCUCCUGAUUACUUACCAGUCCCGAGUGUCUUCCCGCCUAUGCUUCCAAUUGCGUAUGCCAUGAGUUCCUAUGACUUGACCGAUCAUGAAGCCAAUAUUCUAGGAAGUGACUCUCACACCUGGAAGGUCAACGAUGGCAUCGUGAAUACUGCCUCUAUGCAAGGCCCACUCAAUCCAACUGGAGGCCGACAUGGUAGCCACAACGAUGAGCUAAUUGCAGAGGCAAGCUUCUUUCCUCACAAUCCAGAGGAUAUACCAGCAGCCAAAGGAAAGUAUUGGCAUUUCACUCCUAAGACUGGUGUGAAUCAUGCUGAUCAGAUUGGCAAUUUCAUUGAGGAAAACACAGCCAGAUUUACAAUGGACAUGUACAAUGCACUAGUGACAAUCAUUUCUCGCCUUCCGCGAGAGAUGCAUAUAUCUAUGCCCUAUCUCACGCCUGUUCCUGAGGGAUCUGCGGAACCUCACAGCGACUAAGAAUUAGCAAGCAAAGCCUUCAAUUUAGAUAUCACGGGAAUGGAAGCACUGGGCUGGAAACAUUGAUGACGUAUGUUCAAUAGUGCAUAACCGAUGAUCAGGUCGCCGUAGGAGUAGCAGCCUUAAUGGCUAAAUAUAGCCUCCACGCAUCUACGUAUUCAAUAUAUUCAUGUCUCAAGG
Aspergillus calidoustus is the source of this 2104-nucleotide messenger RNA. Lineage: Eukaryota; Fungi; Ascomycota; Eurotiomycetes; Eurotiales; Aspergillaceae. The record is from the annotation of a GenBank genome assembly.